This is a messenger RNA of Clonostachys rhizophaga, 2025 nucleotides long. The record is from the annotation of a GenBank genome assembly. NCBI's taxonomy places the organism in Eukaryota, Fungi, Ascomycota, Sordariomycetes, Hypocreales, Bionectriaceae.
AUGUCUUCAGGCAAUGCUGCCGCCGGGGGCACUAUGCGAGGCACCCCCAAUCGCGACCGACGAGGCCAGAUUCCUUUUCAAAAUAGCCCCGGCGGAUCGGGUAUCCCUCGUCCUGUUGUUGACGAGAAGCCCGCCGAAGUCACAUCUUCUGUCAGCGCAAGCAGGCAGAAGCAAUCGAAAAGAGAUGAGGCCAUUCGCCGAAAGCUGGAAAAUGAUCUCUCCAAAAAGAAGCAUCUCAACACACGGGCUCGCCACACCCGGAAAGCACCCCCCGGCACUGUCCUCGCUCUGAAGCCAAGCCCAGCCCUGCAGAUCAAGCCUAACACCACGGUAUCUGAGGCAGCUCAGCUUAUGGCCGCAAAGCGUGAGGACUGCGUUCUUGUUACAGACGAGGAUGAUCGCAUCGCUGGUAUCUUUACGGCCAAGGACCUGGCUUUCAGGGUUGUCGGUUCCGGUUCCAAGGCCUCCAACGUCACCAUUGCCGACAUCAUGACCAAGAACCCUCUCUGCGCACGAACCGACACGAGUGCUACCGAUGCGUUGGACCUCAUGGUUCGCAAGGGAUUCCGUCAUUUGCCAGUUAUGGACGAAAAUCAAGAUAUUUCCGGUAUUCUGGAUAUCACCAAGUGCUUUUACGAUGCCAUGGAGAAGCUGGAGCGUGCCUACUCUUCGUCCCGCAAACUUUACGACGCUUUGGAGGGUGUGCAAUCCGAGCUUGGCGCCAGCCAGCCUCAGCAGAUUAUUCAAUAUGUCGAAGCUCUUCGUACCAAGAUGUCCGGCCCUACUCUCGAGUCCGUUCUAGACGGCACACCACCUACUACUGUGAGCGUCAGGACAUCUGUUAAGGAUGCGGCGGCUUUGAUGAGGGAGAACCACACAACUGCAGUAUUAGUGCAGGAUCAAGGUGCUAUUACUGGCAUUUUUACCAGCAAAGACGUUGUCCUAAGGGUCAUCGCCCCUGGCCUUGACCCUACGAACUGUAGCGUGGUCCGUGUGAUGACCCCCCAUCCCGACUUUGCUCCUAUGGACAUGACAAUUCAGGCUGCCCUUCGAAAGAUGCAUGAUGGCCACUACCUCAAUCUUCCCGUGAUGAACGAUGGCGGCGAGAUCGUUGGCAUGGUUGAUGUGUUGAAGUUGACCUACGCUACUUUGGAACAGAUUAACACCAUGGCCACUGGUGACGGUGAGGGCCCUGCAUGGAAUAAGUUCUGGUUGUCCAUGGACAAUGAGACGGAGUCCAUGGUAUCCGGUGAUGGGAGCCAAAGCCACCGUCACACUAACCUUGGCUCGCGAAUGAUGUCGCCUGAUAUGAAUCGGGAUAGUGUUGCACCAGGAGAUUCUGCCUCUCAUGUCGGAAUGGAGUCGCCGAUUCGAUCUGCUCUUCCUGAUGUCCCAGAACAUUUCCCAGGCGAAAUCCCCUUUCCUUUCAAAUUCAAAGCUCCUUCUGGGCGUGUCCACCGUCUACAGGUCAUUGCUUCCCAUGGAAUCGAGGCACUUGUGGCUGCAGUGGCUGCCAAGCUCGGCAACGAGGUUGAGGGCAUCGGCGGUGUCCCAACCGUCGAAGAAGGCAAGCUAGACGGGGCGGGUUUUGCUCUAAGCUACGCCGACAGUGAUGGCGAUACCGUUUCAAUCACAACUGAUAAUGACCUGCUAGAGGCCAUUCUGCUGGCCCGUCAAGGACACCGAGACAAGGUUGAUCUCUUUGUCCAUGAUCCUGAGAAGCCACCAGUUGUUCCGUUGGCUACAUCUCUUCAUGAGAACAACGCAAUUCCAACACCGCCUGCAUCCUCCGCAGUUGGUAUCCGUGAACGUCGUAGUAGAAUAUACGUGGACGAUGAUGAUGACGAUGAAGAUUACGACGAUGAGGCAUCCACAAUUCACCGCCGGCGAAGAGCAAGAAACGAUCCUCUGCAAGACCAGGUCAUUGCAGGGGUUCCAAACGAGCUUCUCCUUCCCGGUGCUAUCGUCACUUUAGCAGCUGUCAUAGUUGGUGUCUUCACCAUCUCCAGAAUUACGUCCCGAUAA